Messenger RNA from Callorhinus ursinus (northern fur seal), 1554 nucleotides. Lineage: Eukaryota; Metazoa; Chordata; Mammalia; Carnivora; Otariidae. The record is from RefSeq and is a predicted model, not a curated record.
AGGCCUGUACAGUAUCAGAAGACAUCAUGAGAACACAUAAUAUACAAUUACGAUGGUCUUCUGAGACAAAAAUUUAUUCUAAAACAAGGGAUGUUAUUGAAUUUGAAUGUAUCUCUGGAUAUCGUCGAAAGAGCCCGCCGCAUACAUUCCGAGCCACCUGUUGGGAAGGGAAACUGAUGUAUCCUGAAUGUUCGGCAAAAUCGUGUACCGACCGAACGCAACCUAACACCGACCGAGUGGACACUAACCAAGUCAAGGUUGCCACUACCGGGUCAAUAGACACCUGCAGGCGCCAGGAGCUCGCGCAGGCGCAGAGCCGGGCCGAGGGAGGGCGACGGAGCGGGAAUCCGCCCCGCCUUCCCCAGGCCCCGCCCGGCCUGCUUCAGUUCCCGGCCUUGCCACUAGGGGCGGCCGCGGUCCCCGCAGCGCCUGCCGCCGCGAAGCCGAGCGGCCCCGGUUUCCAGCCGGGCCCCUUUUGCAGCUGGGCCCCAGCGUGGCUGCCCCCAUGGCUGCGGGUCGGGAAGCCUCCGCGUUCUCGUUUCCCUGACAGCCCCGGCUUCUGUGCUCUCCUUCCCCUCCCCAGGCCACUCCAGCAGAGAUGUUUGCCAAGGCCUUUCGGGUCAAGUCCAACACGGCCAUCAAGGGGUCGGACAGAUCAGGUCUCUGCCUUAGUACCUGGAAAGGAAGAGCUCAACACUGUGAAGUUGUAUGCUCACAGAGGGGAUGCAGUGACUGUGUAUGUGUGUGGUGGUAACCCCAUCCUAUUUGAACUGGAGAAAAAUCUAUAUCCAACAGUAUACACCUUGUGGUCCUAUCCUGACCUUCUCCCAACGUUCACAACAUGGCCUCUGGUGCUCGAAAAACUGGUCGGGGGAGCAGAUUUGAUGCUGCCAGCCCUAGUGGUGCCCCCUGCUGGUCUGCCGCAGGUACAGAAGGGGGACCUCUGUGCCAUUGCCUUGGUUGGGAACAGGUACUGUGCCUGUCCACUGUGCCUUUGGGGGGAAAACUUAGGUAAAACUGGGGAAGGGGGUGGGAAAGGACAACAUCCAAAGCUUAUGGAUAAAGAUUAAAAGAAAAAAACGGAUUCUUCUUCCAAAAGCACAGAGUGGGCCAUGGGUAAAUGGCAGUGAGCCUGUAUGGGUGAUUGCCAGGAGUUGGGGGCUGAGAGAAAUAGGGAGAGUUUAGUCAAAGGAUACAAACUUUCAGUUAUAGGAUAAAUACAGUUGGAAGAUCUAAUGGAUAACAAGGUGAUUAUAAUUGGUAACACUAUAUUUUGUAACUGAAAUUUGUUAAGAGAGUAGAAUUUACGUGUUCUCCCACUGACCCCCGGCCAAAUAAGAGCACAAAAAACAAAAAGAAUAAACUUUGGAGAAGACAGCAUAUGUCUUUCUCACUCACUAUUUUAAAGUUACUUCCUAACACAAUGUGAUAGUGAAUAGUGAAUAUUCAACAAAUGUUUGUUAAAUAGAUAAAUGAAUAUUUAUGCCUGAUAGUUCUGUUUUGAUCUCACAAUAAAGCAAUAUGCUAUUCCUUGUUUGUUCUGUUUAUAAAAAU